GAUGUCUUGGAGGAAGCAAUGGAGCUUGAUUACACCCCAUUCCAUGUGCCAAACUUUCUUACCAUGUGUUGAGUGUUGCAACUCACCCAGAAGGCUUUCAUGGAUGGAUAGAACUUCCUUCCCAGACUGACCUGACUGGAUACCCACCAUGCACAACAGCACCACUGAAAUUCCACCCACGGCUGCGACGUGUAACGAGACUUGGCCCACCCAGUCGCCCAGCUCCGAGUUCUCCCUGGGUGUGUUGGUGCUGCUGGCUUUCCUCAUGGUGUUGCUGUGUCUGGUGACCAUCCUUGGAAACAUGCUGGUGAUCCUUGCUUUUGUUAUGGACAGAAACCUCAGGCAUCGGAGUAACUAUUUCUUUCUGAAUCUUGCUGUUUCUGACUUUGCAGUGGGUGUGUUCUGUAUGCCCCUGUACAUCCCUUACAGCCUGACAGGAAAAUGGCACUUGGGAAGAGGAAUCUGCAAGCUCUGGCUGGUCAUGGACUAUCUCCUCUGCACAGCUUCAGUGUUUAACAUUGUUCUUAUCAGCUAUGACCGUUUCCUGUCAGUUACUAAAGCUGUAUCUUACAGAGCUCAGCAGGGAAUAACAUCCAACCCUGCCAUCAAGAUGGUGGCCAUCUGGGUCUUAGCAUUCCUCCUGUACUGCCCAGCCAUCCUGUUUUGGGAGCACGUGGCCGGACACAGCGUGGUAGCAGUGGAUCAGUGCUACGCUGAGUUCUUCAACAACUGGUACUUCCUGCUGUGUGCAUCCACCCUGGAGUUCUUUGUGCCGCUGCUCUUGGUGACCUACUUCAACGUGCACAUCUUGCACAGCAUCCAGCGGCGCCAGCGGCGCGGCAGCGUGCAGGACUGUGAGCCUCCCAGGAGCAGCAGCCUGUCCUGGAGGUUCUGUGGCUUGCCAAGGCCAGGAGCAUCAUCUCCUUCAUCAGAAGCAGAGGACAGUGUUUCUUCUUCCAUGAGACCAACGAAAGAGUCUUUGGGAAUUGACUGCUCAUCUCCAUCCAGAGACAAUUCUGUAACCCCAGAAAAUGACUUUUCUGUUUCCUGCUGUGCAAAGACCAGAUCAAAACUGCAGCGGGACAAGAAAAUAGCGAAGUCUCUUGCCAUAAUUGUCUGUGUGUUUGCCAUUUGCUGGGCCCCAUACUCUUUAUUAAUGAUUAUCCGUGGGCCCUGCCAGGGAACUUGUGUCCAUAACUUCCUGUAUGAAGCAACCUUUUGGCUUUUGUGGAUCAAUUCCUCUUUGAACCCAUUUCUUUACCCUCUCUGCCAUGUUAAAUUUCGAAUGGCUUUUCUGAAAAUAUUAUGUCACAAAAAGUUUGCAACACUGAGGUCAGGUUCUUUUUAGAAGGAAGAAGAAAAAUUAGGUUCAAGAGGAGCUGGAUGAGGGAUGUAAGUAGGCACUGUUUGAAAUUAGAUUUAGUCUUUUCCAGGAGAUUAAACUAGUUGCAAAAUUCUAAAUAAGCCUUCUGUGAAAUAUCCGCCUGCAGGCAAAUGUGCAUGACCAAGAUUUGUGUACUUUUUCCAGAUGUUUGAAUUGGUAAUUUAAAGGCUAUUGCCUCUGUCUGACUUUUCAGAGUAGUCUAUCCAAAUUAUCUUAAUUCUGAUUGUAAUUGAAAAUGUUGUCUUCAGUUGAAGUACCUCAUAUAUUUGUGUUCACAGGUGACAUUAGUUAAAAAUACAAUAAAGUUGUAUAUUACCCAUAGGGUCAAUAGUAUUCUAAAGUUGCUAUCUUCUCUCUUCUACUUCUUUUGAACAAUUUGCAUUUAGAACCUGAUUUUUUGCCUAUAUGAAACAUUGAAUGAAGUUAUUAUUUUUGUUGCCAGGUAUAUAGCAGAAUUACUUCCUUUCACAAAAGGUUUUUGGCCAUCAGAAGCAAAUAGGAACUACUUUCAAAAACUUGGAUGUAUGUGUUCACUGCAGAAGGGCAUUGCUCACUAUAUUUGCUCAGAUGCAGCAGUAGAGAAUUCAGGUGUGCAAAGCAUUUAUGUGGAUGUCCAGCUAUUCUGCAAAAAACCAGCCUUCUUCAGAUGUAGUUUUGAGAGAUCAUAGAAAGAGAAGUAUUUGUACUUACCCCUUGUGGGGGAAAAUCCAGUUCUGUUUCUGUUACAAGUCCUCAGCUGGAGGCUGUGAUAAAUGGUAUAUUUCUUACACACUGUGUAAGGCUGUGUUUGUUUUUCUGCAUGAGCCAGGAAAAUGGCUGUCCUAGAUGGCUGCCUGUAGUAUGUGUGGUGAGAACUGAGAGAGCUUGGAUGUGAACUUCUUUCAGUACACACUUUCCGUACUGUAAAGGAUUAUUUACUUUCAUGGCUCUGGAAUUACCAGGUAUUAACUCCCUUACUAAAUAAACAGGUGUAACUUUAAAAUGUAAACAAUUUAUUUUCAUCACACAGUCAGUAAGUAUAA
Molecule: messenger RNA, 2406 nt
Organism: Passer montanus (Eurasian tree sparrow)
Lineage: Eukaryota; Metazoa; Chordata; Aves; Passeriformes; Passeridae
Product: histamine H3 receptor-like
Exons: 4
Coding region: 149-1348 (399 amino acids)
Biological process (GO): adenylate cyclase-activating adrenergic receptor signaling pathway
Cellular component (GO): membrane
Molecular function (GO): histamine receptor activity
Source: RefSeq, a predicted model, not a curated record